GCUGCUGAUUGUAGACUGAAUACACACACACACACACACACACAUAUAUUCAUACACAUACACAGACGGUUCUGCGCUCAAAUUUGGCUAAGAAAUUAGACACCAAAACAUCAUAUUCCUGGAAACACACCGCUAUUCGCUGGAAAAGGCCGAAGGAGACCCAAAUAAGCUGGGCUCUCUGCUACCUGGUUGCCCUGGUAACGUGUUGCCAUGCCGUUCCCUUUCGGUAAGUCUCACAAGUGUCCAGCGGACAUUGUGAAGAAUCUAAAGGACAACAUGACCAUUCUGGAGAAGCAGGACAUUUCGGACAAGAAGGCUGAGAAGGCCUCUGAAGAGGUGUCCAAAUCUCUGUUGGCGAUGAAGGAGAUCCUCUACGGCACCAAUGAGAAGGAGCCGCAGACAGAAGCUGUGGCUCAGCUCGCUCAGGAGCUCUACAACAGCGGCCUGCUCAGCACCCUCGUCGCAGAUCUGCAGCUCAUUGACUUUGAGGGCAAGAAAGACGUGGCGCAGAUCUUUAAUAAUAUUUUGAGGCGUCAGAUCGGCACACGGACACCCACUGUUGAAUACCUGUGCACUCAACAAAAUAUACUCUUCAUGCUGCUUAAAGGUUACGAGUCUCCAGACAUCGCUCUGAACUGCGGGAUCAUGCUGAGGGAAUGUAUACGGCAUGAGCCGCUGGCAAAGAUCACCCUCUGCUCUGAGCAGUUCUACGAUUUCUUCAGAUACGUGGAGAUGUCCACCUUCGACAUCGCCUCGGAUGCAUUUGCCACUUUUAAAGAUUUGCUGACGAGACACAAACUGCUCAGCGCUGAGUUUCUGGAGCAGCACUAUGAUAGAUUCUUUAGUGAAUAUGAGAAACUGCUUCACUCGGAAAACUAUGUGACUAAGAGGCAGUCGCUAAAGCUUUUGGGAGAGCUGCUUUUGGACCGGCACAACUUCACUAUAAUGACGAAGUACAUAAGCAAACCAGAGAACCUCAAGCUCAUGAUGAACCUACUGAGAGACAAGAGCCGCAACAUCCAGUUUGAGGCCUUCCAUGUAUUCAAGGUGUUUGUGGCCAAUCCGAACAAGACCCAGCCCAUCCUCGACAUCCUGCUGAAGAACCAGACCAAACUCAUAGAGUUCCUCAGCAAGUUCCAGAACGACCGAGCCGAGGACGAGCAGUUCAGCGACGAGAAGACCUAUCUAAUCAAACAGAUCCGAGACCUCAAGAGGCCAACCCCGCAGGACGCUUGAGAAGGAUGACGAAUGUAUUAAAGUGCAUAGAGGACGUCUAGACAGUGUUUUAGGCAACGUCUGGACGAUGUUUGGCUCUCUGGGACGUUGAGUGGCCGUAGCACUGGGCAUGUUUUUGUGUUUUGCAAGGAACCGUUAAAUGCCGUUUGAGCUCGGCGGGGCGAGUAAUAUUGCGACAAGGAUGAAGAAGAAUCUUUGCUUCGCUGGACAUACAACCUCUUCCCCUUACAAUGUUUUAUUCUCAUGUUUCACAAAACGAGCAUAAUGAACAGAAAGGAUGGAUGUAGAUGCUGCUGCUUUAUUGCACAUAAAGAAGGAGGGUUUUUGUACCUCAUACACAACCAUACACUCAAGUGUUGCUAAUUAGCCCAUGCAGAUUGAGUUUGCUAAUUGAAUAUUAGUGAAUACAAGGAAAUUUGACAUACAAAAAGCACUUGACACAUGCAGUAACGCAUUCAAACACACUCCUGUCAACUCAUUUGCUCACUGUCGCCCGGGUGAGUGACAUAAAAGCUAGAAAUGUGAUGCGCAAGUCAUGUUUUGCACAAUUUGAGGUUGCGUAUCCUGGGUGAGUAAAUUUGUACAUACUGUAGGCUUUUUCAUCUUCCCUUUUUUGACUUUGUAGAUUUCAUUGGAUGUGCACCGUCACCUCGCAGCCUCUUACGGUUUAUGGUUGCUGUCAGAUUCAUUUUGAAAGACAUAUGGAAAUGAGUUUGGUUUGGUGAGUUGGUUGUGGCUGUGCUGUUGAUUCUGAUUUAACUUUGCCAUUGUUCGCUCAUUAUUAGUCACUGCCUUGAGUGGGAUGCAAAGGAAAGUUAUCUUGUAAAAUCUGAACGAUUUCUGUGGUUGUGACCUUAAGAUUUAUGGCCUGCUUAGUCUAGUUUUCAGUAUAACUAACCCCGUUGCCAUAGUAUAUCUAGUACUCAUACAUUUUAGACAGUUUUGUUUUGUGUUAACUUGAUUAAUUUGGUGAGUAAAUGAGUGAAUUUCAAAAAGAGUCACAUUUCACCUCAAAAUCAAAAGGAAAAUAUGUUGAGACUUUCCUGUUACUAUAAAGCAUCUGGUCUUAA
Megalobrama amblycephala (Wuchang bream) is the source of this 2306-nucleotide messenger RNA. RefSeq names its product calcium binding protein 39 (gene cab39). The record is from RefSeq and is a predicted model, not a curated record. Bases 211 to 1236 code for a protein of 341 amino acids. Gene Ontology annotation, molecular function: protein serine/threonine kinase activator activity. Gene Ontology annotation, biological process: intracellular signal transduction. The transcript has 9 exons. Lineage: Eukaryota; Metazoa; Chordata; Actinopteri; Cypriniformes; Xenocyprididae.